Aspergillus mulundensis is the source of this 921-nucleotide messenger RNA. Its product is annotated as putative NmrA-like family protein. Lineage: Eukaryota; Fungi; Ascomycota; Eurotiomycetes; Eurotiales; Aspergillaceae. The coding region runs from base 1 to 921 and encodes 306 amino acids. The transcript is spliced from 3 exons. The record is from RefSeq and is a predicted model, not a curated record.
AUGACUCUGAAAUAUCUCAUCACCGGUGCGACAGGAGGCCUCGGAGAGCAGGUGCUCAACUACUUUUUGAACCAUGUCUCUGCCUCCGAAUAUGCCGCAGCAUCGUCCAGAGCCUCCAACAGAGCGCGCUUUGAAGACCGUGGCAUCGCCUUCCGCCACGUUGAUUACGAUGAUCAAGAAUCGCUUGAUUCAGGGUUACGCGACGUCGAUAAUCUGCUGUUCGUAAGCUCAAACACGUUUGAUAACGACAGGCGGGAUAAACAGCAUUGGAGACUUAUAGAUGCUGCUAAGAGGGCAGGUGUGAAGCACGUUUGGUACACAUCUCUUGCUUUUGGUGGUUUCUCAGACGAUUCCAAGGCCGCUGUUCAGCAGGCUCACCUGACCACGGAAAGACUUCUCAAAGAAUCUGGUAUUACAUACACGUCAAUCCGAGAGGGCGUGUAUACAGAAGCCUUCCCCGUGUUCAUGAACUGGUACCCUGAUAGUACAGCCGUGACACUUCCCGCGGACGGAGAGAUAGCAUAUACUCGACGGGCGGAGCUGGGCGAAGCAACCGCCCGAAUUAUGCUGCGAGGUGGAUACGAGAACCAGAUCGUUCUGUUUACAGCCGAAGAAACAAUCACGGCUAAAGAAGUCGUGGACAUCAUCAAUGAGACCACAAAGCGCGCGGUGAAGUUUGAAAUCGUCUCGCCUGAGGAAUAUGUGCGAGUGAAUAGCGCAAGCGAUCAGGGCCGAAAGCCGAGGGCAUUCUUUGAGAUGGUUUCGACUUGGUGGGAGGACAUUGCAAAAGGAGAGCUACGUACCACGCAUCCGCUCAUGCGCGAGGUCCUUGGGAGAGCGCCCACAAGGCCUCGAGACGCGUUGCGGGCGAUACUGACGGAAAAUCCUGAUUAUACUUGGCAUCAGAACUACCGAAAGUAG